UCCAUACGGAAGCGGAGAACGACUUCAGUCAGCUGCAGCCUGUGGUAGAGUCCAGCAUGGCAACAUCAAAAUUAAUGAGAGCUAUCAGAGUGUCAGAGUUUGGAGCUCCUUCAGUUUUAAAACUAUGCACAGACCUGCCUGUUCCAAAUCCUGGUCAGAAACAGGUUCUGAUUCGAGUUCAUGCAUGUGGUGUAAACCCAGUGGAGACCUACAUCCGAUCUGGAUCCUAUGCUCGGAAGCCCAGUUUGCCCUACACUCCAGGAUCAGACGUCUCUGGUGUGGUUGAGGCUGUCGGGGAUGGUGUUUGCCUUCUGCGGGCAGGUGACAGGGUCUUCACCACAGGUACUGUGACAGGGGGAUACGCAGAGUACACGGUUGCUGCAGAGGACACGGUUCACAAACUUCCUGAUUCUCUAGGUUACAAACAGGGUGCAGCCAUCGGAAUUCCAUAUUUCACUGCAUUCCGGGCAUUAUUUCACAAGGCUCAUUCCAAGCCAGGAGAGACGGUUCUUAUCCAUGGAGCCAGUGGUGGGGUUGGCAUUGCAGCAUGUCAGAUUGCACAAGCUUUUGGACUUAAGGUGCUGGGUACAGCAGGGACACCAGAGGGGAUGAAGCUGGUGCUCAGCAAUGGAGCUCAUCUUGCAUUCAACCACAGAGAAAAAGACUACCUGGAGAAAAUUAAGGAAGCUACUGAUGGACAAGGCGUCAAUGUGAUCAUUGAGAUGGUGUCCAACAUCAACCUCAGUAAUGAUCUACAGCUGCUUGACUUUGGUGGCAGAGUGAUUAUUGUCGGCUCUAGGGGUCCUAUUGAGAUCAAUCCCAGAGACAUCAUGAUCAAAGAGUCGAGCAUCAUUGGUGUGGCUUUGUUCUAUGCUACUAAGGAGGAAACAUCCGAGUGUGCAGCAGCCCUUUUUGCUGGAAUGGAGGCAGGCUGGUUGAAACCUUUUGUUGGCCCAGAAUACACACUUGAUAAAGCUUCCCAGGCUCACGAAGACAUUAUCAACAGCUCUGGAGCCAGUGGAAAGAUGAUUCUCAAAAUGUGAAAUUAUGCAGAAUUUGGAAAUCUAGUGUUACUUGCAUCUGGAAUUGUUUUAUAAUGUGUCUUUAAAUCAAUGGUCAAAUUAUGUACUGCAGUGUUAAGUUCUUAUGAGGUAAAUGAUAUUUUCAAUGAAAACUUAAAUAUGAAUAAAAUCAUUUUAAAAAACAAGCACUAGAUUAAAGCACUAGGUUACAAAAUGUAAUGUUUAAACAAGUGGAUAAUAAAGAUUUACAGUAAACAACGUAAAUAGACAUUAAUUAGAAAAAUAAUAGCAAAAUAUUCUCAGCACUAAAUGAAUACAUAAUGAAUGUAUCAAUUAGAUUUAUUAACCUGUGGAAUCAGUUUGAUAAAAUAGGAUGUAUUGCAUUUAUAAUAGCAUUGUUUCUGCGUAAUCAGUUGUCACCCUAGGGCUUGUCUAGUGUGAUGGAUGAAACAAUGUAAGGUGAACUUGUGUGUUUUCAUGGUUGUCAGGCUGCUCACUGCUGGCCACUGUAACACAUUUCUGAUAUCAGGUAACACACUGGUUCAAUGCAUGCUCUGUUUGCACGUAACUGAACACAUCUACAUUGCAGCUACAGUAUUAUAUACACAGAUUGACUGUAGGAAAGUAACACCAGUUACAAACUAAUAGUGUAUGGAAGUUUAUAAAGUAACUGCUGUUUUAGUCAAUUUUGGACCCAUAGCUUAUUGAUAGAAGUGUUAGGUUUUAUGCUGUCCAAUGUGUGGUAAGUAUUUCAACAUUAAAUACUUUGUUGUAAAGAGAGCACUUUCAAUUUAGCUACUAGUCCAGUUUUGCUGAAGUAGAUGGAACUUUUUUAAAAUUUUUGAUAGGAGAGGGGUUUAGAUUUUACCCUGUGCAUAUUCAUAUUUAUUAAGGAUGUGCAUGAGUAAUCAAUUAAUCGAGUACUCAUUCAGCUUCAAAUCUUUGGCUCGUAAAAACACUACUCAAAUAUUGCAAUUUGAUUUGCCUUUGCCUGCCACAUCCACAUACGUUUAGCAAUGUAGUUUAUUUGGAAAAAAAGACAUAGACUGUAUGUAUACUUUGAAACCAUUUUUAGCUGUAGAUGAAGAUGGGUGAUGCAAAAUUGUGUUCAUCAUGUUCAGAUGCUCAAGGCACUACUAAAGCUUUGACGCUCACUGAUGGACUCAUUGACUCUGUAGACAACAUGGUCCUCUCAGAUUUAUCCUAAAUCUGAGUGUUCUGGCACUCAGCAACAAUGCCAUUUUCAGCAUAAUGAAAAACGCUGUCUCUGGACCACAACCACAUCACCAGCCAAUCUCUGGACAGCUCCACAUUCUCCUGGCUCCUCAGGUUGGAGUCUCUCCAGCUAGGUAACAAUGCUCUGAUGGACAUUGACGGUUCUUGGCUCCAGAGCUCCAAAAACCCUUCAGCUAGAAGGGAACCUCCUCACCAGCCUGAACUCCAGCACCUUUGCCCUCUCUGAUCUAAGGAAGCUGGAAACAUUGGACUUAUCUGAUAACCUCAUCAUGUACUUGGGUUUGAAUAGCUUCCGAGGACUGUCCCAUCCCCACAGUCUCGAUCUGUCCUGCAAUCUUCUGAAGAAAGCCCCUGAUGCAUUCUCUUAUCUGUCAUGGCUUUCAAUAUUGAACCUUGAUUUGAACCUCUGGAGCUGUACUUGUGAGCUGAGAGAACUGGCCUCAUUCCGCAGCAGCUACAUUCAGGCUCCAGAUAAAGUGUUGUACAAUGGGCAGAGAAUGGUGUGUGUGAAUAGUUAACCCAGCUGUGCAAACUGUACUGGAGUUGACUGAGACAAACUGUGUCCCACCAAACAAGAAUAUCACAGUGGAGGUUGUGGCUAAAAGUAAUAUCACACUGCAACAAUACAUUAGAAAUGUUGCUAUUGCUGUUGUACUUUCAUUUGUGGGUGAGUACCUAAUAGAAAUAUUUGUCUAUUUAUCCCAUUUUAGUCUACGGGCAAGAAGUUGCUUUACUACAAGUGUUUACCGUUCUUUAAACAUCUGUGAAUGCUUUUCUGUGAGUACAGGUGUUUUGAAAACAACUGGUGUUCAAGUAGAGAUCUUUAGGAAGAGCUUUUGACAACUUAUUAUGUGGUAGUGUUUAAUUAGUGGUGCUUGCUUCUGCACCAUUUGUUGGACACCCAUGAAAGAGGUGUCAAAUUGUCUGGCUUAAUGAGAAGAGGUGUGCUUUGACUUUUAUAAGUGACAGGUGUACAUUGUUGGCCCAGUAGGCAAAAAAAAUGAGUGAAAAAAAUCUAUUUUGACUAAACACUGAAAAAGGGAACAUAGGGCACAUAUCUCUAGAACAGAAAAUUGUAAAGACAUGGUUGAAUUGGGACAGUAAGGCAAGUUUAGUGACACCCUUGCAACCACGCAGAACACAACGUAACAGCACCAGAAUAUCAUACGCAUGGGGGUGGGCUCUUUUGACUUGGGACAGCACGGCAAGUUUAGACACACUAGCAACCAUCCAGAACACCAUAUCAUAGUACCAGAGCAUCAUAGAGACAUGAUGGUGGUCUCUUUUGACUUUGGACAGGCAAAACAUUAUUUUAGAAAAUAUGCAAUUUUUGGAUAUUUACUUAGAAAUGUACUCUGCAACUAAAGUGGCAAGUUGAUUAUUUUUAUUUUUCAAAUUAAAGUUGGAAUUUUUCAAUCUUGUUUACAUAAAUUCACAGAACAUUUUCAAAAAUGUAUGUUCAUUUGUUUGCAAACAAUUAUAUUCAAGACAUCUUUGGUAAAAUACUGGGCAUUAAUGGAUCUAUCUCUUUCCAUUGCCCUAGCAGUAUUUUAUAUACUAUAUCACUGGAACAUGGCAAUGCAAUGCUAAAGAUAUUGUUUACUUUUGAAAGACAAAUUGCUUAUGUUCCACAUUUGUCACUUUGGAUAAAUGACUAAAUGUAAAUUAAAUGGGUUAAACCUAAAUUCAUUAAAUCACUUUUCAUAACUAAGAUUAUU
This is a messenger RNA of Xyrauchen texanus (razorback sucker), 3976 nucleotides long. It is a transcript of the gene cryz, whose product is annotated as crystallin, zeta (quinone reductase). Gene Ontology annotation, molecular function: quinone reductase (NADPH) activity; mRNA 3'-UTR binding; NADPH binding. The record is from RefSeq and is a predicted model, not a curated record. Bases 57 to 1043 code for a protein of 328 amino acids. The transcript is spliced from 9 exons. Gene Ontology annotation, cellular component: cytosol. NCBI's taxonomy places the organism in Eukaryota, Metazoa, Chordata, Actinopteri, Cypriniformes, Catostomidae.